AUGAACCACUGGCUUUUGUUAAUAGUUUUUAAACACACUGUGAACUCGAAAUUGCAGAGUGAAAGUGUGAAUGGGGCGAAAGCAGGACAGAAGGAAGCCAAAGAACCGAGUCUUACUACAGAACCGAGUUCCUCGAGAGAGCUCUGUCUUGUGAGUCCUGCAGACGACUUACCGAGAGAAGAUCCUAGCCUUCUUAUAUUGGACAAACAAGUUUCGACCGCUUCAGAUUUACUCGUUGAAGAAGCUAGAAGGCAGACAAACAAGGAGACUGCUUUGGUGAAUCUCCGUAAAAAAAGUGUGCGAGAAAGGAAGCUUGCUCCCACACAGCAAACUCCUUUUAAGGGAAACAGCACUGCCAAACAGAUCAUUCCAAACAAACAGGUUGGCGGAGGCUAUGAUCCUUUUGCACCCAUUGACAAGAUGAAGUCGAAGGAGCUCACUGCAUGGGUGCAAAAAGAUCCUUCUUAUAAACUGCCUCUGAAAAAAAAACCACGUAGAUGUCGAAGUCGAUUCUAUCAGGUCCUCCGAACCCCCUUAGAAUGGCUAACCGACCAUCAAAUGGAUGCUUUUAUUAAUAUACUGAGGCAACGGUACCAAAACCAUCCAGAACAUUUCAGGAGCGACAGAAUGUGCUUUCUUGAUCAUGUCUUUUCUCGGCAGUGGAGGGCCUCCUACCCUGAUUUUAAGAGCGACGCUCCUGAUGCCAACGGUUUAGGAAGAAGACUCCCUGGUGGGGCGUGGAAUUAUCAUGCAGGCUUGAUACCUUUUUUUGCCAUCUAA
Molecule: messenger RNA, 780 nt
Organism: Brassica rapa (field mustard)
Lineage: Eukaryota; Viridiplantae; Streptophyta; Magnoliopsida; Brassicales; Brassicaceae
Source: RefSeq, a predicted model, not a curated record